Molecule: messenger RNA, 1241 nt
Organism: Phyllostomus discolor (pale spear-nosed bat)
Lineage: Eukaryota; Metazoa; Chordata; Mammalia; Chiroptera; Phyllostomidae
Product: olfactory receptor 6C2-like
Exons: 2
Coding region: 178-1116 (312 amino acids)
Biological process (GO): G protein-coupled receptor signaling pathway
Cellular component (GO): membrane
Molecular function (GO): G protein-coupled receptor activity; olfactory receptor activity
Source: RefSeq, a predicted model, not a curated record
CCAGGAGAAGGUAAAGCUCAAUAGAGAUGAAGAUGAGGCAUUCCACUUUGAACAAGUUCACUUAGAGAGAGUGGGAAAUUGCUAAGUGCAAAUGACUAACAUUUCAAGAGAUCAUAUUAAAAAGGUCUUACCUCCCUCAGUUUUACUUGCAAAUUGGACAGAAGGUAGGAAUCAGAAAUGAGAAACCAUACGUCAAUAACCAGAUUCAUCCUCUUGGGACUGACAGAUGACCCACAACUGCAGAUUCUGAUUUUUUUAUUUCUACUUAUCACAUACAUGCUCAGCGUAACUGGAAAUUUGGCCAUCAUCAUCCUCACAUUAGUGGAUUCUCAUCUUAAAACUGCAAUGUACUUUUUUCUCCAAAAUUUUUCCUUCCUAGAAAUCUCAUUCACUUCUGCCUGCAUUCCUAGAUUCUUGUACAGCAUAUCAACAGGCGAUAGGACUAUCACCUAUAAUGCUUGUGCAUGCCAAUUAUUUUUUACAGAUCUUUUUGGAGUAACAGAGUUUUUCCUCCUGGCCACCAUGUCCUAUGAUCGCUAUGUGGCCAUCUGCAAACCCCUGCACUAUGUGACCAUCAUGAACCACAGGGUCUGCAGAAGGCUCAUGUUCUGCUGUUGGAUGACCGCAUUGUUAAUCAUAUUCCCACCACUUAGCUUGGGACUGAACCUGGACUUCUGUGACUCUAACACCAUUGACCACUUUUCCUGUGAUGCUAAUCCUAUACUGAAGAUAUCCUGCUCAGAUACCUGGUUCCUAGAGCAGAUGGUUAUUGCCUGUUCUGUGUUGACCUUCAUCAUGACUCUAAUAUGUGUAGUUUUGUCCUACGUGUGUAUUAUUAGAACAAUUCUAAGAUUUCCUUCUGUCCAGCAAAGGACAAAAGCCUUUUCCACCUGUUCUUCCCACAUUAUGGUGGUUUCUAUCACCUAUGGCAGCUGCAUCUUUAUUUAUACCAAACCUUCAGCAAAAGAUGAGAUGGCUGUUAAUAAGGGAGUAUCAAUACUCACUACUUCUAUUUCCCCCAUGUUAAACCCAUUUAUUUAUACUCUGAGGAACAAACAAGUGAAACAAGCCUUUAAUGACUUAGUCAAAAGAAUAAUAUUGCUUUUAAAGAACUAGGGGAGUGUUGAAGUCGGGAUCCCCAAGCAGUUUUCUUAUUUGUACCCUAUUGGGUCCCUUCCUGAUCUAGAUUUGGCCUACUAUUUAGCAAUGACCCUGAUCAAGUCACCCUCGUGUUUCCUUAU